ACAAAAUCAUACAGCACCAAGCCAAACGAGCUGGAGAUCCACCGGCGGAUGCACACGGGAGAACGCCCCUUCGACUGCUCCACCUGCGGCAAGAGCUUCACCAGCUACGACAACCUGCAGCAGCACAACCGUGUGCACUCUGGUGAGAGGCCCUUCACCUGCUCCGACUGCGGCAAGAGCUUCAUCCGCUACGCCAACCUGCAGCAGCACAACCGGGUGCACACUGGAGAACGCCCCUUCAACUGCUCUGACUGCAGCAAGAGCUUCAAGACAGCACCAAACCUGACGAAACACCGGUGGUUACACACGGGUGAGAAGCCCUAUGGCUGCUCCACCUGCGGCAUGAGCUUCACCAGCUACGGCAACCUGCAACAGCACAACCGCAUGCACUCUGGUGAGAGCCCCUUCACCUGCUCCACCUGCGGCAAGAGCUUCACCAGCUAUGACAACCUGCAACAGCACAACCGCGUGCACACGGGAGAAAGCCCCUUCACCUGCUCCACCUGCGGCAAGAGCUUCACCAGCUACGCCAGCCUACAGCAGCACAACCACGUGCACUCGGGAGAACGCCCCUUCGACUGCUCCUGGAUGUCGGGGCUACGGCAUCACCGGCGGGUGCACAGCAGUGAGCGGCCCUUCACCUGCUCCGACUGUGGCAAAGGCUUCAAAUCGUCGCCAGAGCUGAAGAGGCACAGGCUCGUGCACACCGGGGAGCGCCCCUACACCUGCGCCCAGUGCGGCAAAGGCUUCACCCAUUGCAGCAACCUGCUGUCCCACCAGCGCACGCACACCGGCGAGCGCCCCUACACCUGCGCCCAGUGCGGCAAGGGCUUCACCUGCUCCAGCAACCUGCUGUCCCACCAGCGCACCCACACCGGCGAGCGCCCCUUCACCUGCGCCCAGUGCGGCAAGGGCUACACCCAUUCCAGCACCCUGCUGGUGCACCAGCGCACCCACACCGGCGAGCGCCCCUACACCUGCGCCCAGUGCGGCAAGGGCUUCAUCCGCUCCUCCAAGCUGCUGGAGCACCAGCGAACCCACACCGGCGACCGUCCCUUCACCUGCGCCCAGUGCGGCAAGGGCUUCACCCGGUCCUCCUAUCUGCUGUCCCACCAGCGGGUUCACGCCGGCGACCGUCCCAUCCCCAACCCGGUGUGUGAAGAGCGCUUUGCCAUGGCCUCCCACGCCCUGUCUCACCAGCGCAUGCACACCAGUGGCCAGCCCUAUGACUGCCCGUACUGCGGUGAGGAGUUUGACAGCUCG
Messenger RNA from Amblyraja radiata (thorny skate), 1263 nucleotides. RefSeq names its product zinc finger protein 16-like. Gene Ontology annotation, molecular function: RNA polymerase II cis-regulatory region sequence-specific DNA binding; DNA-binding transcription activator activity, RNA polymerase II-specific. The annotation marks the transcript as partial. Gene Ontology annotation, biological process: regulation of transcription by RNA polymerase II. Gene Ontology annotation, cellular component: nucleus. The record is from RefSeq and is a predicted model, not a curated record. Lineage: Eukaryota; Metazoa; Chordata; Chondrichthyes; Rajiformes; Rajidae. The transcript is spliced from 2 exons.